This is a messenger RNA of Scleropages formosus (Asian bonytongue), 2812 nucleotides long. It is a transcript of the gene tprg1l, whose product is annotated as tumor protein p63 regulated 1-like. Lineage: Eukaryota; Metazoa; Chordata; Actinopteri; Osteoglossiformes; Osteoglossidae. Gene Ontology annotation, cellular component: cytoplasm. The record is from RefSeq and is a predicted model, not a curated record. The transcript has 6 exons. The coding region runs from base 131 to 991 and encodes 286 amino acids.
CUGGUGCCGGAAGGCCAAUUCCUGUUUGGUCCGUCGAGGACUCCGCCGUCCGCGAGAAGCGGAGCUCAGUUGCUGCGCCGUCGCUGAGCGGCUGUCGGUGCCGUGUGGAGCGCGCGCUCUGUGUGGCGUCAUGCUGCAGCUGGACGACGCCGUGGAGCCCGAGAGCCCCGGAGCGGCGGUGCUGCACGCCGAGCCCGGAGAGGACGGCCUGGAGGUGGCGUUCACCCCGCCGGGGGCCGCCGGGAGCGGGUCUGGGGGCGGCCGCGGGUUCGGCUCGGCGGUGGCCUGCUGUUCCCCGCUGCAGACGCUGACGCCGUUCCACGUGCACAACCCGACCGUGCAGGGCCGCGUGAAGGACUACUUCGUCUUCAGGCCCGGGACCAUCGAGCAGGCGGUGAACGACAUCAGGACGGUGGCACUGCCCUCAGAGGAUGGGGAGGUCCUGAGUGUGUGGCUGCUGGCCGAGAUCGACCACUGGAACAAUGAGAAGGAGCGACUGGUGCUCAUCACUGAUCGGUCGCUGCUCGUGUGCAAGUACGACUUCAUCAACCUGCGCUGUCAGCAGGUGACCAGGAUCUCCCUGAACGCCGUCGACACCAUCUCCGUGGGCGAGUUCGAGUUUCCGCCCAAGUCUCUAAACAAGAGGGAGGGCUACGGCAUCCGGGUGCAGUGGGACAAACGGCCGAGGGCUUCCUUCAUGAAUCGCUGGAACCCCUGGUCCACGGACUUGCCCUACACCACCUUCAGCGAACACCCCAUGGCACACGCUGAUGAGAAGGUGGUCUCACUCUGCCAGUUGGAGAGCUUCAAGCAGCAGCUGAUCCAGGCCGUGAAGAAAGCCCACAAGGAGAACCCGCUGGCUGGGCGUGCCAAUGGUGUGCUCAUCCUGGAGAGACCCCUGCUCAUCGAGACGUACCUGGGCAUCAUGUCUUUCAUCAACAACGAGGCCAAGCUGGGCUACUCCAUGACGCGGGGCAGGAUCGGCUUCUAAUUCCGCCGCCACUGUUGCUAUGGACACUGCAGCGCGAUCUCCAUGCGUCCCUGUGUUGUUGUUGCCUUCUGCCUUCACUCCUCCUGCCAUGAGGGGGUGCACUGUGGCUGUGUGAUGCACGAGAGGGGCCCGAUGCCUCUGUCCCCUGCGCAUCCUGCUGUACAUAGUCUGCAGCCUUUUGUUUUGUUGUGUGGCAGUCCUCAUGCUGCUGAGCGUCAGCUGUUACCCAGCAUGCCUCUGUGACGUGGACCAAUCGCGUCGCUCCUCUCGGCUGAAUCGAGCCACGCAGCUGUGCCUGUUUUUGUGAAAGGGAAGAAUUGCGCACACAGCGCCUGCUAGUGGUGGUGUGCCACACACCCACUAGAAACCUGUAAGGAUGGCACACCACGUUUUACUACAACUGGAGUAUGAUGUACAAAACAAGCCCUUCUUGGAGAGCACAUUGCUGUAUUUGUUUUUGGAGGCUGUUUUUGUCAGAAGGCCAAUUUUGUGUUUUAAACAUCAUUCCAAGGUAGCUCCUGCUUGUAUUUAAUAAAUGGUCAUUUUUAUUGGUGUAGUAAUCUCUAAAACACAUCUAAUGGCCUUGAUAGAAUUACUUUAGAGCAGCAGUCAAGAACAAACUUGCUCAGUGUGUAACAUAAUGCCUUACCAUGCGACUCUGCGCCUGUGGCCCAUCUUCCAAAUGGUGGGAUUUUGCUUUUUCUACAGUCUGAAUGUAAACCUGCAUGAUUGUUGCACGACAACUCCGCAUGCAUACAGAAUUGGUUUUGGCAUGUGCUCUGUCCAUGUUUUAGGUGUUAAGGCAAAACUUUCUCUUGCCAAAGAUUCAUACAGUUUCUGGUUCUUAAGGAGAUAAAGCACAGAAGUUAAGUCAUUGGGUGGUGAAAUUACUGCAAGACUUUUAAAGGCAGCGGUAGAGGCCUACUGCCCUUGUACCUUCGAGCAAGGUACUUACCCUCAGUUGCAGCAGUACAGUUACCUAGCUGUGUGAAUAGGUGAGUGCAGGGAGAGCAACAUUAAGUUACUUAUGGAAAGUAUCAGCUCACCAAAUGGAUGUUGAGUGAGUGUAGAGAUAGAGGACAAGGCCCUCCUGCAGGGCACCACCAUCUAGUUCUCCAAAAUUCUAAGAGAAUGAUGAACACACUGGAGCAGCUCACAUUCACUUGUUGCUGCAUUUCAGGCUGUUUGCACUAUGCUGACUGAAGGUUGCAGAUAAAUGUCAAAUCAUGUUCUAUUUGAAUCUACUUUAAAACCAGUGUUGGCAUCAUUGGAUGUUUGCCACUUUCUAAAAAGUGGCAAUCAUAUUCCCACCUGGCAGUGCAUGUUUACAGUACCACUGUGCUCUGCAUUAUUUCUUGUUUUAGAGAAAUAUUGGUCCAUGCUUUCAGUUGCAUGCACUAAACUGGAGUGGAAAGUGAUCUUUGUCUUUUCUCCCCAGAAAUUCUCAAGCAGUAACUUUAAAAUCGUGAACUGUACUGGUCACAUUUGCCAUAACAAAAUGUGGUUUACCCUACUAAACAGUAUUUUGAAUGUAUACCACCCCUGGGUGGUGGGAAACAACCUGCCACAGCUGUUACUAUGUUAAUGUGGACUAGCUGAGUUCAGUUCUAACCUUGUCUGUCAGUUGUUAGAUGAUUGUACAAGCGGUUUGGACCUCCUGCCGUGGUAGAAACAUUUUGCAGACAGUAUUCAACACUGAAUUUGUGAAUGCAGUGCCCUAAAUGACAAUAAAAUAAUUCUUACUGUUCCCUUUGUCUGAAAGGAAUCAUUUGGAGCAGAGUAACCAUACUUCAAGUGCUUUCUUUGCCACUUUCUGCACUA